GACUUUAUUUCGCGAGCAAAAAGUAUUACUAAUCACUUGGCAAUUGCUUGAUUACGUUCAAAUAAUUAUUCAAUUAAAUUAACAUAGAUAAAAUUAUUUAAAAUGAAGUUUCAAAUUUUAUAUAUUUUUAUACUAUUUAUUGCAAUUAAUAGUGUUGUAAUUGCAAAAUCAUUGUUGUGUAAAAAAAAUCAAAAUACAUGCAGCGAUAGUUUAGAGUGCUGUUCGAGUUACUGUCUUCAUGAAAAAUGUGUUGAAUACGGUGAAGAUCGAUAUGAAAAAGGAUUAAGUAAUCCAUGUUUAACUAAAGUCUGCUCCGAGGAUGAACGAUGUGCAAUAUGGAAAAUUCCAUUUUAUAAAUUAAUCAAAGGUAGUUCAAAGUUCGUUCAAAUUUUGGGUCCAGGACGAGGCUUCUGUGUUAAAUAUACUCCAUAUGAAAUUUUAAAUGAUGAAGACUGAAGAUCUCAGUUAUAAUUCUAUGAUAAACAAAAAUUUAAAUAUUAUUUAAACGUUGACAAAUAUUUAUCUACAUAAUUAAGGCUGAAUACGAAAUU
Aphidius gifuensis is the source of this 551-nucleotide messenger RNA. RefSeq lists its product as uncharacterized. The transcript has 3 exons. The record is from RefSeq and is a predicted model, not a curated record. The coding region runs from base 103 to 456 and encodes 117 amino acids. NCBI's taxonomy places the organism in Eukaryota, Metazoa, Arthropoda, Insecta, Hymenoptera, Braconidae.